Messenger RNA from Conger conger (European conger), 3992 nucleotides. RefSeq names its product BUB1 mitotic checkpoint serine/threonine kinase (gene bub1). Gene Ontology annotation, molecular function: protein kinase activity; ATP binding. Bases 174 to 3851 code for a protein of 1225 amino acids. The record is from RefSeq and is a predicted model, not a curated record. Gene Ontology annotation, biological process: meiotic sister chromatid cohesion, centromeric; mitotic spindle assembly checkpoint signaling; protein phosphorylation. The transcript has 25 exons. Lineage: Eukaryota; Metazoa; Chordata; Actinopteri; Anguilliformes; Congridae.
UUCUAACGUUACGUUGAAUUUGAAAUGAUCACACUGGAAGAGUUCGAGCAGUAAAGUGGCAAAAUUUCUUGAUAGAUAUCAGAAUAUAUGUUCUGCUAAUUUAGCGAACCAGUUCUCCCCUGUAUUAUUUAGCCUAAAUCUUACUGGAGUGCACUGGAACGACAUAGCACGCGAUGGAUAUUAGGACAUCUUUACAGAUGUUUGAGGCGAGUCUGAGUAGUUACACUGGAGAUGAUCCACUCGAUCCGUGGGACAGGUAUGUAGGGUUUCUGGAGAUGAAACUACCAGCUGAAGAAAAGGAUAGUAUUUCAGUGGUCUUGGACUGUCUGGUUCAAACAUUCCUUCCCCAAACCCGCUACUACAACGAUGUCAGAUAUAUCGACUACUGCAUCAAAUGUGCGAGCUAUUACAGUGAACCAAUCAAUCUGUAUAGCUGCAUAUAUGGAAAGGGUAUUGGCACCAGAGCAGCUGCCCUCUACAUUGCCUGGGCAGAACAGUUCGAGAAGCAGGGCCUGGUUCCUCAGGCUGAUGCUGUAUACCAGAGGGCCAUGGAGAAUCAGGCUGAGCCAGCCGAAUUAGUCGUCCAGCAGUACCGAUUGUUCCAAGCCAGGACUCAGGGUCAGGCAGUGGGAGCAGGAGCUGUGCGGAACCCUCUGCAGAAUUCCCAGCUGAUCAAUCAGAAGGAACGCCCAAGGGAGACUAUUCCCCAGCAGUGCACGGAACCAGAGGGGCCAGAACAAUUUCCUGUUGACAAAACUAUACGCAUAAUCUCUAGGUCUGAAAACACCCUGCUGAAACAGCCCAAACAAGGCCCGGCUGAAAGCCAGCAGUUUGUGUCCAUGUACUGUGUGAGUGACCUGGCGUGUGAGGGGUCCGAGCUCUGCUUCGAGGAGCUCAGGGCACGGCGCUACUUCGAGAAGCGCAGGCAGCAGGAGGAGCUGAGAGAGUGGGAGAAACAGCGGCGACGCCUGCUUGAGGAAGAGGAGGAGGUGCAGUGGCUGAAGCACAGGCUGGCAGAGCUGGACAGCCACCUCGGCCCUCAUCCCGCGACCGAGGGAGGCUCCACCAGGGAGCGGCCACAGUGGGGCUUUUCCCAAGGAGACCAUUCAUCUGCAAAACGGGCACCAGGGUUGAACGCGGAGUUCCCCCGGCAGUCCUUCAGUCAGCCCCCGGCCCCCAGUGCAAGCCUGUCCUUCAGCCACAGUUCUGCGGAAGUCUCCAGUGCUGGUCUGGGCCAUCGGGCCGGGUCAGACCUGAACGCAACGGCGCCGGGGGUUCUGGGAUUGACCUUCCCGUGCAGCUCUUUUCAGCAGCCGCUCUUUGAGCCCGAGAGGACUGGGCAACCAGGUCUGCCCUCGGCACUGAUUGGCCCUGCUGGGGAGAAGGAGGCGGUGCCAGCACCGAGCACCAUCGCCCCAAACUGCUCCUUCUCCAGAACUCUGCCGAUGGAAAACCCCGCCCCCGAUGCUCAAGCCCCACGUCUCUGCCCUUCCUCCUCCUCCUCCUCCUCAGCACCAGCUCUACACCCCUCCCUGCACACCUCCUCCCUGGAGAGGAACGCAGACCCCCUCAGCUGCUCCUUCACGGCCCCCCACAGGACGCCCAGCUCACGAGCCGCCAUCAGCGCCACUCCGAGUCUGGCCUGCCGGUCGUAUCUGAACAGCUCAGCCAGCCACUUCAGCUUUCAGCACAGCUUCAGAGAGCAGGAUGUUCCUGACGGCGUGAUGUCAGAGAUGGAGCCCCAGCCGGAUACGUCACAGGGAGCGACUGCAAAUCUCUCCCAUGUCACCCCCAACACCUCCCUGGGCCUGGUGCAAGCCACGCCCUCCAGAGUGCAGCCUUCUCCAACCGUCAACACCCGGGAGGCCCUGGACGUGAUUAUGGACAUGUUCCAGGCUCCAACCUUGUUCCACGAUGACCCGUUCAGCGAGAUGCCUCAAACAGAUGACAGUUUUGAAGCUGCCUGCAGAAAUGAUGGCAACGUGUCUUCACUGCAGAGGCCGUCGGCUGCCAUCCCGUUCGCCAUAUUCCAGGAUGAAAACGACAAGGAAAACGGAAGUAGUCGUCCCUUUAGAGUGCCCGAGGGAGUUGAAAAACCGCAGCCACGGGUUCUGGCAGACAUUCGCAUAUCUAAAUCGGUGAAACUAACUGACACAGCCUCUGGGGUAGAGUCCAUGACUGAAGAGAGCAUGAUGUGGGGAGCCCGUUACAACAACACCCUGGCCCCCUGUCCCAACAGCACCGGAGACUUUGCACUCUCUGCUCAUCUGGUGUCCACCCCCUUCAACCGCAACGCACCACACUCAUGGGACCUCGAGCAAGAGCAAGAAAAUGGUCCACCAACAAUGUUCUGUGGUUCUGAAGAGAUGCCCUAUCAGCGCAAGCCAUCAAAACUCAGCCCGAUCCUGGAGCAGAGCCCGCCCGCGGAGAAGGGCCAGCGCCCGGAGGCGGCGGAGUGCACGCUGCAGGCCCACGGGGGCCGUGGCCGGGCCGCCUCCGAGGCUGAGACGCUGGGCCUGGACCAGCACAGCCUGGCCACCUCCUCCACCACUGUCCUGCCUCAGCCAACCGCCGCACUGUCCUUCCCAGAGCAGACGCAAAUGGCAGAGGAAGACUCGACCAGGAGGAGCCCCGCCAGGGAUGUGUGCAUGAGUCCGGAACAGGCCUCCAGGCCGGACCGGGGCCUUCCGGAGAGUCCCGCUCGAGCGACCGGAUUAGACUGGGAGGUCCCAAUGAGCCCAGCACAAGAGCCCACAUACAGCCAGCGUGUUCCAGCUAGUUCAGCUCCCCCUGCCACUGCAGCUGUAGUCCUGGUUCCCGAUCCCUGGGACGAAUGCCUGAUCUCGAGCCUACUCUCCAGGCUGCCUACACCACUCUCUUCUUAUCCUGGCUUUGUCUCCUGGCCCCACAAGCUCCCCAACAUAUCGCCAAAGAUUACUUUAUCAAUGGGUGAGAAGUACCUCCAUGUGGAUUCCAUUCUUGGGCAAGGGGCGUUUGCCACAGUCUACCAGGCCACAGAGCCCUCGAGCUCCAACAAGCUUGUCCUGAAGGUGCAGAAGCCGGCGAACCCCUGGGAGUUCUACAUCAACGGCCAACUCGACCAGCGUCUUCAGCCCGGCGUGCGGCAGCUCUUCAACAACCUCUACGCCGCCCACAUCUUCCACAACGGCAGCGUGCUAUUGGGCGAGCUCCACAGCUGCGGGACUCUGCUGAACGCGGUGAACCUGUACAAGAGCGCGGGCGAGAAGGUGAUGCCCCAGCCCCUCGUCCUCUACUUCGCCGUCUGCAUCCUGCAAAUGGUGGAGCGGCUCCACGCCGCGCACAUCGUCCACGCAGACAUCAAGCCCGACAACUUCCUGCUGGGGGAAAGAUUCCUUGAAAAUUACCGUUUUGAUCCAGACUGCCUUGAGCACGGGGUGACCUUGAUCGACCUGGGGCAGAGCAUUGACAUGACGCUCUUCCCAGAAGGCACUGCUUUCACCACCAAAUGCCUGACCUCGGGCUUCCAGUGUACCGAGAUGCUGGAGGGGCGGCCGUGGAGCUACCAGACCGACUACUUUGGAAUUGCAGGCACAGUUCACUGCAUGAUUUUUGGAACAUACAUGAAAGUGAAAAAAGAAGAUGGUGUUUGGAAGACAAAUGGCAUAUUUAAAAGGAAUCCGCACGGUGAGCUGUGGGCAGAGUUCUUCCACACCUUGCUGAACAUACCCGACUGCAGCUCCCUGCCCUGCCUGAGCAGCCUGCGCGGACGCCUGGUCGCUGAGCUCCAGCGGGGCUCCGGCAGCAAGCUGCAGUCGCUCAAGAGCCGCCUGGCGGUGCUGCUUCUCGAGAGCAGGCGCUCGCGCCGAUGAAGCCGCUGCUCUGUCGUCCCUGCUGUACAUACUGUGUAAUCAUCAUACGUUUGUCCAGUGUGUUUUAGUCUUUAGUUUUAUGCCAAAACUUGGGAUUUUUAGUUUGUGGGAGGGGAAAGAAAUUUAGGAUAUUAAAAAAAA